GUGUGUUUGUGCUUGAGCGUGGAAAAGCUCUGAGUGCCCACGCCGCCUUGAUUUACACGCGAUUCCUCAGCGCCUCCUCUCGCGAACGUCUGAGGUGCAACAAGUUUUGCGGCGGUGAACGUGAACGCCUCGUGACCGUCAACCCGCGCCGUGAUUCGGAUGGAGCGUGGAGCGUCCACGGGGAACAUGGACGAGAAAGUGACCCCUCGGCGUCGAGCCGCCAGCGUCAUCCCGUCGCUGUGCUCGGUGGCGUCCAUCGCCUUCUGCGUGGUGCUCAGCAUCCACGCAGCAGACGUCAGGCGCCGGCUGGCGGGUUUGGAGCGCGGCGCGGACGCGUCGACGCGCGCCCCCGCCGACGAUUUGGAUGCGUUGGUUGCGCAAAAAGUCAACGAGAUGCUCUCCCAGCGUUCUUAUGAGCAAUUCGUCAAGAUCCGGAGCGCCCGGCAAGCGUCACCUGAAUGCAACUGUCCUCCAGGACCUCCAGGGAAACGAGGAAGGCGAGGCCGUAAUGGAGAACCCGGACCUCCUGGCCCUCCAGGUCCAAGGGGUGAAAAGGGGGAUCAAGGCGACCAGGGACCACGGGGAUUGCCCGGUCUCCCCACGCUAGCCGCUUUGCACAGCAAUCAGAUCCUGACCGUCAAGAUGGUCUUCCCUAAGAUCAAUCAUGGCUUUCUUUCUGCUGACCAGCAGCUCAUAAAGCGACGUCUCAUUAAGGGGGACCAGGGGCAAGCAGGACCACCUGGACCUCCAGGGCCCCCGGGUCCUCCAGGCCCACGGGGGCCCCCAGGGGACACUGGCAAAGACGGACCAAGGGGCGUACCAGGCGCACCGGGUGAUCCAGGGAACCCAGGAGACAUCGGACCGAUGGGACCAGAGGGGCCUCCAGGACUCAAGGGUUCUUUGGGGCCGCCUGGCAUUCCAGGUGUUGAUGGACUGAAGGGGGAUCUUGGCAUCCCGGGACUGGACGGCAUCCCAGGAGCCAAGGGUGAAAUGGGAGAGCGAGGUGAAAAGGGCGAUAUGGGGGAAGAAGGACCAAAAGGUGAAAUUGGGGAAAAGGGGGAUGCAGGCUCCUCAGCGGCAGGCAUCAAGGGCGAACCCGGCGAGCCGGGAAGAAGCGGACACAAGGGAGAGCCGGGACUUCCAGGGCUGCCUGGACUGCCAGGGAUUAAGGGUGAGCCAGGAUUCCUCGGUCCUCAGGGAGAGCCAGGCCUCCCAGGCCUUCCAGGUACUAAGGGCGAGAGGGGUGAGCACGGACCGCCCGGGAAAGGCGAACGAGGCGAUUUGGGACCCGUCGGCCCAAAGGGCGCGCAAGGAGAGGCGGGCACACCUGGUACCAAAGGCUCAAAGGGCGAAAAUGGCGAUAAAGGAGACUUUGGGCCCGAGGGGCCAAAGGGCCCACCUGGGCAAAAAGGAGACCAGGGCGCCACGGAAAUUAUCGACUACAACGGGAAUAUUCAGGAAGCGCUGCAGAAGAUUACCACUCUUACAGUGACGGGCCCGCCGGGUCCUCCCGGGCCCGUAGGACCCCACGGUAUGAAGGGCGACCGCGGCAUGCCUGGCCUCCCGGGACUUGACGGAGAACGUGGCUACAAGGGUUCCAAGGGAGAUAUGGGAAUGCCCGGAGCAUCGGGGGAUAAAGGAGCAACCGGUUUACCCGGCUUACCAGGUGUCAACGGGGUGAAAGGGGACAAAGGAGAUUCGGGUCUGCCGGGUCCCCAAGGUUCCUCGAUUAUUGGCCCUCCAGGGGCAUCGGGACCUCACGGGCCUCCGGGACCCAUGGGACCCCAUGGUUUCUCCGGACCAAAGGGUGAACCCGGUUUGCACGGUACAAAGGGGUCACGUGGAGAACCAGGCCACAAGGGGGACAGAGGACCUUUAGGGCUCCCUGGAGCCUCCGGCUUGGACGGCAAGCCCGGGAUUAGGGGUACCGACGGGCCUUUGGGUCCAGCUGGUCCGGCCGGCCCGAAGGGGGACAGGGGCGAGCGAGGGGCGACGGGGGACCCGGGACCGAGGGGGCCCUACGGAUUACCAGGAGCAGCAGGAACACCAGGCUUGGAUGGGUUGCCCGGGUUGAGAGGCGAGAAAGGCGACCUUGGGGAAAGAGGAGAGAAGGGAGAGAAGGGAAAGAAGGGCAAAAAAGGGCCUAAGGGCGAGAAAGGAGAACAGGGUGCCCCUGGAUUAGAUGCACCCUGCCCAUUGGGUCCGGACGGCUUACCGAUGCCCGGCUGCUGGCAGAAGGGAGUCACGCCGUGGCUGGUCGCCUGAAAAGUCCCCAAAGCGAAAGGUGUUUGUUGCUUUAAUGCGUGCGUCCGCCGUGCCUGCAAGAGGCGUCGAUGGGCGCCGCACCUCCCCUCCCCGCCCUGCCGGGUCUGGGGAGCCCGCACCUCUUUCGGCUGCACUGAUAACAAUCCACAAAGGGUUUUAGUUGAGACGGGUCCCCCACUUUUAAGCCGGGGACGGUCUCGGCGGAGACGGUUGAGGAUCUACUGAGAGUUGAUGGAAUGCAGUCAUGGUUUUUGGUUUUAUUUUAUUGAAAUUCAGUUUUUGGUUGGUCUUGCCAAAGCUCCAAGCAACCUGACAUGUUGCGUCGUCAGUUUGGUUGCCUGUUGGAAAAAAAACAAAAAACAGACAUGAGUAUUCCCGAUCUCAAUUUGUGUGUUUGACUGUUUGUCCCGCGGCUCUCCUUACCCACGUGACUUUCUUGGUGUACAUUACAGAUAAAAUUUUUGGCGAAAAGGCCAAAAAAAAAAAAAAACGCUGUCAACAAAGAUAACAGGAUGAGGGCGCUUUGGCAACGUGACGCUCCGAUGACGUUUUGUUUUUUCUUGUUUUCUAUUUGGUGUAUGAUAGCCUUUGGUGCCUGGAGCUGUUAUUCAUUCCUUUAUCACAAACCUGAUAAGCAUCUUUUCAUUUAUUGUUGAUUGGAGAGGAUUUAAUGUAGUGAAAUGUGUCGGGGUUUUUUUUUCUUCACAAUUGUUCAGCUUUAAGUAGGUGCAAACAACAAACACACAGAUGGCGUCAGUUCGCUGCAUGAACACUCGCGUUAUAUCGCGAGAAGUCCUAAACGGAACACCCACGAGACCAUUUUAGUGCAUUUUGUUUCUUGAGUCGCUGCUAUGCCAGCUUUUUUUUUCUUUUUUUUUCUUCCCAAAUAUUCACCAAUUUCUUUGUUGUCGGGUCGUUUAUGUAUGACGCGAUUUCUUUGCAUAUAUGAUGUAUUUGUAUUUGAUGACAUAAUUUAUUUUUCUAUGAUUUCUUGGAUUGCUUGGGUUUUCCAAGCAACAUUCCCGUACGUGUCUCACUCGGGCGUCGCCAUGACGACACAUCUGCUUUUGUAUCGGUGACCUGAAUGUUGUUGGGCCCAGCUAUUGCGAUACGUUUUGCUUUUCUUCCCUCACUUGUUUGCAUUGAAUGUAGUUUGGUCUCUAAAUCUCUCUAUAUCUAUAUAUAUAUAUGUGUGUGUGUGUACUUGUAUUCUGUAUAGCUGAUGAGUUCAUGUACUGUUGAGAUGUGCUCAUUUGACAAAAAGUGCAAUUUUAUGAUCACCUCGUGUGUGUGCGUGCGUGUGUGUAUGUGUGUCAUGCAACAUGAGUGAUUUCUGCGGCCCCCGUUUCAAAUAUACCACUUGGAGAGGAUAACAAAUAAUAAUAAUAACCAGACUUCAGAUUUUAAAUUCAAACAUUGACCCUUCCUCUAGUUUUUUUUUCUGCAGAUGAUUUGGUGUUUGUCCUCACAUGGUGCUGUGUUUUUAGCGUGUGCAGCUAUUUUUUUUUAAACGAGUUUUAGGUUUUGAUUGUGUUUUUUUAAUGUGCACAAGUGCCAAAGUAAUCCAAUCCAAUAUUUUGCCAUUCAAAAAUCUACAAAAGACUCUGAAAUGCUACAUGUGGUUUUGGAACAAAGCGCAAACAGUUGUGUGAGUUGAAAUAUAGCUAUUUGUAUUAUUUGGGAUUGUGUUCUGUGUUUCUGUUCUGAAUUUGUACUAUUUUUAUUUUGUUUUUUUUUUACCCAUUUAAUUGACAUUUCUUUGAAGAAAAAUCAUGCUCAUGUGACUGUACUGUUGGAGCCAAAUAAAUGCAGUCUUUCAAUUGCAUCA
Messenger RNA from Syngnathus typhle (broad-nosed pipefish), 4093 nucleotides. Its product is annotated as collagen alpha-1(XXV) chain. The record is from RefSeq and is a predicted model, not a curated record. NCBI's taxonomy places the organism in Eukaryota, Metazoa, Chordata, Actinopteri, Syngnathiformes, Syngnathidae. The transcript has 39 exons. The coding region runs from base 160 to 2265 and encodes 701 amino acids.